Molecule: messenger RNA, 2122 nt
Organism: Crotalus tigris (Tiger rattlesnake)
Lineage: Eukaryota; Metazoa; Chordata; Lepidosauria; Squamata; Viperidae
Product: ras-related protein Rab-11A-like
Exons: 5
Coding region: 325-978 (217 amino acids)
Biological process (GO): exocytosis
Cellular component (GO): recycling endosome
Molecular function (GO): GTPase activity; GTP binding
Source: RefSeq, a predicted model, not a curated record
GGAGAGCCCAGACGGGCGGAUGGGGGAGGCUUCAGACCUCUGAGUAAGUUUCUCUCUGCAGCCUCCCCUCCUCCUACCUGCCCAGGUGAGCAGCCCAAUAACCCGCCUGCAGUCAGUAAAGCUGCGGGGCGAGGCCGGGCCAAUCAGCGCCACGGGGGAGGCGCUAGCCCAGCCGGGAAAGCCCGACUCCAACCGGCCAGCCGAAGCCGGCCAGACGCGGGAAUUCGCCAGGCCGGGAGAUCUGCGCCAGCGCUUCCGGGCGAGGAGAGACGCGCAGGUGUGGCUGACCUGCUCUGUCGGGAGGCAGCGCAGAAGUCCGGGGCGAUGCGGGGCAAGGACGACGAGUACGACUACCUGUUCAAGAUCGUCCUCAUCGGGGAUUCCGGUGUUGGGAAGAGCAACCUGCUUUCGCGCUUCACCCGGAAUGAGUUCAGCCUGGAGAGCAAAAGCACCAUUGGGGUGGAGUUUGCCACGCGCAGCAUCCAGGUGGAUAACAAGACCGUGAAGGCCCAGAUCUGGGACACAGCUGGGCAGGAGCGCUACCGGGCCAUCACUUCCGCCUACUACCGAGGGGCCGUCGGUGCCCUUCUGGUUUAUGAUAUCGCCAAGUACUUGACCUAUGAAAAUGCAGAGUGCUGGCUGAAGGAGCUACAGGACCACGCGGACGCCAACAUCGUCAUUAUGCUUGUGGGCAACAAGAGCGACCUGCGACACCUGCGGGCCGUGCCCACUGACGAAGCCAAGAGCUUUGCAGAAAAGAAUGGCUUGUCUUUCAUUGAGGCAUCAGCUCUAGAUUCCACCAACGUGGAGGCAGCCUUUCACAACAUCCUGACAGAAAUCUACCGGAUUGUAUCCCAGCGACAACUUGCAGGAGGGCAACCUGAGUCAGAGUUCAGCCACGGGACCACCAUUGAGCCCAUCAAAGUCUUGCCCACUCAACAGGGAGCGAGAGAGACCCCUUGUUGCCAGAACAUCUAACCUCUGGUGGGUUAGAAAGUGAGGAGGCCACCCAGAAACCACCAGGUCUUUCCCUGGCAAAGGAGAGGGCUCCCCUCUACCAGGUGUCUGGCCUACUUGCUUUCCAUCCUGCACACCUGUUUAUCCACAGGGCUUGAAGCUAUCCUUUGGUUCCAGCAGAGACCCCUGGAGGCUGCCCAGUCCUGGAUUCUCCUUAGAAGCUGGACUUCAGUCUCCUAGGAAGCCACUGGCAGAGUUUGGGGUGGGGGGGAGGAAGCAUGAAGGGGGCUGCUGAACAGUCCCUUGUGGUUCUUGUGGAAUUCCCAACUCUUUGCCCCUCUGGCUGGUAGGUAGCAGCUCCCCUGGUCUUGAGACAACUUGAGGGAGAGCCACGGACACGUUGGUCCUUGAGGGUCCACACUCCUGGGUGGCCACCACAGACCAAGGGGUCUCCGCUCUUAUGGCUUCUGCCAAGGAUAUUUUGGGGGACGGGAUGUAUCUUUAAAACAGGCCACUUUCCCCACAUGAUCCCAAGUCCUUUGGAUGACUUUAAAAGUCCCUGGGACUGCCAAGGAGUCUUGUGACUGAUUCCCAGUGCAAACCUUGCAGGUGGGUUUAGCUACCAGCACCCUCCAAGGAAGAACCUGUCCUGCAGGUCUGCCUCAACUGGGCACUCCCCUGAGUCUGUAAGAAGGAGGUUACCUUGGUGAUUGUGUGUGUGCCUCUUGUAAAAAUGCAACUUGACUUCUAACUGCUGGUAUUUAAGGUUGAGGAAGACUCUCUUGGCCAUAGGACUCUCCCAGGAAAUCAGGUCCUCGUUGCCAGUUGCUGACAAUGAGUCUGCAACAAUCAGACAUCCCCAACAAUCUACCUCUCCUCCCUUCUUUUCCCUCUGCUAGAAUUGGGUUCUUCUUAUCUUUCUGUCUUACCAAUAUUCUCUGAGGCAGUUCUGGAAAGGGAGCAUUACUCUUCUGGAAUUGUCUGGACAAACAGAUUCUUGUAGGGUCUAGCAGAGACUCCAUUUUGAUGGCUCCCUUGUGAGAAUCCACAAAUGAUCAUGACCCUCGGAGGACAUUAAUGGAUGUUCUCCAAAGCCUUCCCACCAGACUUCUGUUGUGGUCUUGCUCCAGUUGUGUAAAUAAUAAAACACGGGAAUUUUAAUGUG